AAAGCUAUCAAUUCACCUAUCCCAAUCCAGUAUCUAGCUACCCCGCAUAAACCGGCGAAUGUAUAGCCCAUGACAACUCAUGACGAUGACAAAGCGUAUGAGUUCUCACCAACAAAACCUCGGGUGAGUUAUGGGGUGAGCGUGUCGUCUUCCUUCACUAAUUGACUCAUUCCCCGGGAAACUCCACAACGAGCGCGGUUCUUAAAUGGCGGCCAAGAAGACGGUUAUCGCGUUUGAUCUAUACGGGACGCUACUAUCUACCGAGUCGAUAGCUCACGAACUAGCUAAGAUCUACGAUGAGGAUAAAGCUAAACAAUUGGCUGCCUUGUGGCGGCGGUACCAGCUGGAAUAUACAUGGCGGAUUAAUAGCAUGGGUGAAUAUAAGUCAUUUAGCGAGAUAACGCGCAAUGCGUUAGGUCAUGCGGUGGCAGAGUAUGGGUUGACACUCUCGGCGAAAGACGCGGAUACCCUUAUGAAGUCGUAUGACGCAUUACAUGUCUUCCCCGAAAUUCCCUCUGCGUUGAAGCUUUUGGAAAACAAUAAAGAUUCGGUGGAUGCCUACGUAUUCUCUAAUGGCACGGAUGAGAUGGUUGGGAACUCGAUCAAAACCUCGCCGGAACUGGGAACGCACGCAGAGAGGUUCAAAUCGUUAAUUACAGUUGACAGCUUAAAGUGUUUCAAACCGGAUAGGAGGGUAUAUGAUCAUCUAGUCGAACAAGUUGGAAAACAGGGGGAAGCAAGUGAUGUUUGGGUUGUAAGCGCCAACCCGUUCGAUAUCGUCGGGUCGAGGGCGGCAGGGCUAAAAGCAGCAUUUAUCGACCGGGUUGGUAAAGGUUGGAUAGACCGGCUAGAUGAAAAGCGCGCACCUGUAGUCGUAGCAUCGGGGGUUGAUGAAGCAAUCAUCUCAAUCCUGAAGGAUUAGUGUAUUAGAUUACAUAUAUAUAGCUAGGUCAUUCUCGUGAAAUAUAACUCUUAUAUAUCCACUGAAAGGGGUAUCGACAAUCUGGUAUCAAGAGACUGCGCUAACGCAGGAAUAAGAGCAUCUACACAAUUUUGUGGAAGCUCUCAAAGAGCUUGAUGAUCUCCUCGGCGAAUAGUUCCGCGUCACCGGGAUAUCGAGCACUGAUGUAAUUAUACUGCUCAUCCUCAACAGUGAACCUAGAA
This is a messenger RNA of Daldinia loculata, 1164 nucleotides long. RefSeq names its product haloacid dehalogenase. NCBI's taxonomy places the organism in Eukaryota, Fungi, Ascomycota, Sordariomycetes, Xylariales, Hypoxylaceae. The record is from RefSeq and is a predicted model, not a curated record. The transcript is spliced from 2 exons. The coding region runs from base 206 to 922 and encodes 238 amino acids. Gene Ontology annotation, molecular function: hydrolase activity, acting on halide bonds, in C-halide compounds.